This is a messenger RNA of Condylostylus longicornis, 3033 nucleotides long. It is a transcript of the gene Cog3, whose product is annotated as conserved oligomeric Golgi complex subunit 3. The record is from RefSeq and is a predicted model, not a curated record. Gene Ontology annotation, biological process: Golgi organization; intra-Golgi vesicle-mediated transport; intracellular protein transport. Lineage: Eukaryota; Metazoa; Arthropoda; Insecta; Diptera; Dolichopodidae. Gene Ontology annotation, cellular component: COG complex; membrane; cis-Golgi network. The transcript is spliced from 10 exons. Bases 260 to 2941 code for a protein of 893 amino acids.
AAAAUCAGCUGAUUACUGAACAGUUCCAAUUGUAAACAAAAAACAAUGUUCGCGGAUUGGUGUUCCAUAUAACCACUACGUGCGCUGUUACAAACUUCUUCUAUUGUCAAGAUUACAUAUUAGAAUUAGAUAUUUGACUUGUUUAUCUUCUUUAGUACAAAACUACAAAAAUGUCAUUUUAAAAUAUAUAUUCACAAGUAAAUUGUUUAGUUUAUAAAGCCAGCACGAUAAAAACUGAGAUAAAUAUUAGAUAGAAAAAAUGGAUGACGUAGCUGCUGCUCACAGUGAAAAUGAAGAAGCUAAAAAAAUACGUGAAAGAAUAUUACGAUAUGAAAGUGGAGAAAAUCCACUAGCCCCAAUUGAAGUGGAACAGCAAGAAAUUAUCGACAAAUUGGAGCAACUUAUGAUUGCAGGUUAUUACAAUGCAGAUGAUAUUACUGAUGACGAAGUCGAGAACAAACUUGUUAAAGAAUUUGUGGAUAUCCCAUGUAAAUCCUUUAAGAGUUUAUAUGAAUCUGAAAAAAAGGAAAUUAAUUCAGCUUUAGAGUUUUUAAAUUUUUAUGAUGAAGUAAGUUCUGAAAUGGAUAAUGUUGCUUUGAAUGUUUAUAAUAAAUACAUUGAAGAACUCAAGGGAAAGAGUUCUGAAUGUGAUGAAAUUUUGAACCAGAUAGAUGGUUCAUUGUUAAAAAUAAAUCAAUUAAGUGAUCAAUAUGAAUUAGUGGAAACAAAAACGAGCUCUUUAAAUAAUGUAACUGAAAAGCUUACUGAAGAACAAGACAAAUUGGAAAAAGUUUCCAUCGAGAUACAAAGGCGACUCUACUAUUUCAAUCAAGCAGAUUCAGUUGCUCAAAAAUUACAAAAUCCAAAUCUAUCAGUAACAAGUGAAACGUUCCGAGAUCUUUUGAACAAAAUAGAUGAAUGCUUAGAAUACCUACGUCAAAACCCGAAAUUUAAAGAAUCCGGGGUUUAUAUAGUAAAAUAUAAACAUUGUCUAUCAAAAGCAUUAACAAUGAUAAAAAAUUAUUCUGGUCAAAUUUUAUCCCAAGCAUCUGAGAGUGUAUUAUCACCAAAAUCACCAACAACAUUGGCUUUAAGUGAAGUAUCAAGUCCAGAGACAGCCUUUGCGCUUUAUUACGGAAAAUUUCAAACAUCUUCAAUAAAAAUCAAAAAAAUAUCGUCAAUGAUUGAAGAAAGAAUAGGUCAAAACCCCGAAUAUGAGCAACUUUUGGCUGAAAUUCAUCAGAAUUAUUUAUCCGAAAGAGCCACUAUUAUGAGCCCUGCUGUUGAUAAGGCCAUUAAAGAUCUUAAAGUAAAUAAUAAUGGAGAUCAUUGCUCUUUAAUGCGUAGUGCAUGUGCAUUUUUAGUUCAUGUAUGUCAAGAUGAGCACCGUCUUUUUUACCAAUUUUUUACUAUAGCAAGUGAACAGUUGAACACAUAUUUGGAAGGCCUUUGUGUUAUUUUAUACGAUACUUUACGGCCGUAUAUUAUUCACAUUAAUCAUUUGGAAACUCUUGCAGAAAUUUGCAGUAUUUUAAGAAUUGAAAUGUUAGAAGAACAUGUUCAACAAAAUCCUGAACCAUUAGAGGCUUUUGGAAAAACAGUUUUCCAGUUACUCCAAGAUGUACAGGAACGUUUGGUAUUUAGAGCACAUUUGUAUUUACAGUCAGACAUUUUAAACUACAGUCCAUCUGGAGGUGAUUUGGCAUACCCAGAAAAAUUAGAAAUGAUGGAGAAAAUAGCACUCUCAUUGCAAGAACCGCAAUCAUUGAAACGUUCCGACUCUAAGUCGUCCCUGGCGUCAAGUAUUUCAAGUGCUAUUCCCGAUAAUGAAAGUGUUGCUGAAAGUAGUGUUCAUCAAAAAAGAUUUUUAAAUUCUCCAGCAGAUUUACAUGGAAUGUGGUAUCCGACUGUUCGAAGAACGUUAGUAUGUCUGUCUAGACUUUAUAGAUGUGUAGAUCGUCCAAUUUUCCAAGGUUUGUCCCAAGAAGCUUUACAUUAUUGUAUACAAAGUGUUUCCAGUGCUGGAUCAAAAAUUUCGGCGGCAAAGACUUCUAUUGAUGGAGAAUUAUUUGAAAUUAAACAUCUGUUAAUAUUGAGAGAGCAGAUUGCACCCUUUCGUGUUGAUUUUACAAUCAAAGAAACAACGCUAGACUUUAGUAAAGUGAAAACAGCAGCAAUUGGUUUAUUGCAAAAGAGAAAACAGCUUUUUUCAAUGGGCUCUAAUAACGCCCUCCUAGAAUUCCUUUUAGACGGAACACCACAAGUGAAAGAGCAUUUAAUUGAUUCCAGAAAAGAUGUUGAUCGGCAGUUAAAAUAUGUUUGUGAACUUUUCAUUAAGGAUUCAGUUCAAAUGUUAAUUGGUCCUUUAUUAGCAUUUUUGGAAAAAGCACAAAGUUUUUUAAAAAUAGAAACAAAUCAAACUCAAAGUUUGCAACAAUCACAAGCAAAAAUAAAUUAUCAACUUAGACAAAGUCCUUGGGCUAGUCCACAGCAAAUUAGCGGAUUUAUACAAGAAUCUCAAAGACUUAUCAAAAAUAAAUUGGCCGGAUUGCAGCGAUCUAUGCAACUCUAUUUAAGCAAUAAAGACACCGAAUUUAUAAUAUUUAGACCAAUUAGGAAUAAUAUAAUAAACGCUUUCGUGCGGCUGGAACAGCUACUGGUUGCAAAUGGAUAUACAAAGGAUGACAUGGUUAUAACCAGCUGUCCCACUCCCGAUCAAAUUUCUAUUCUUUUAUCGAGUGCAAGUAUACUAGCUGAAACUGCUCAAAGUUCAGCAACGGAUGGAAGUGGAGAAAAAAGUAGAAAAAUAAGCAAAACAUCAAUCGACUUAACAAACGACAAUCGACUAACAAACUUAACAGAGUGUACAGAAUUAAGUGAGCAAGGUAUUGAAGCAACAAGAAAUAUUGAUAUAGAAAACAAAUUUAAAGAAGAAGUAUAAGAAAAUAGGCUUUACAAGAAUUUUCACAUAUACAUAUGUAUAAUAAAGUUUGUAUUGAUAAUGUUGAUUAAUUAAAAGUAUUAAUGCAAAUA